Messenger RNA from Spea bombifrons (plains spadefoot toad), 702 nucleotides. RefSeq names its product selenoprotein H (gene SELENOH). Gene Ontology annotation, cellular component: Golgi apparatus. NCBI's taxonomy places the organism in Eukaryota, Metazoa, Chordata, Amphibia, Anura, Pelobatidae. The transcript has 4 exons. The record is from RefSeq and is a predicted model, not a curated record.
AUUCACCGAUCUCCUACUGAGUGGGCUGUUCCGCUUUGUAGUAAAAGGGGUGUGUGUACGCCUUUCUUCGAAACGCUCUUAUCUUUUUUUUAUUUUGGUUGCAGCAGUAAUGGCGACACGUGCAAGGAAAAGAAAGCUAGAUGCAACGUCAAAACAACCGGAGGAAGACGGGGGGGCGGCGGCAGCAGCAGCAGCAGCAGCAGCAACAAUAAAGAAAGUUGAAAUUCAGAAUGGAAGCGAAUCUGCUGGAGGGGACCGUGUUGUUAUUGAGCAUUGUACUAGCUGACGAGUGUAUGGACGCUCUGCAGCUACCUUGCAAGAAGCUCUACGUGCCGGUUUUCCAGAUCUGCGCGUGGAGUUGAAUAUUGCAAAACCUCGGAGAGGAAGCUUUGAGGUGAUGCUGGAGCGCAAAGAUGGAAAACAGGUGGAGGUAUGGACAGGGCUUAAAAAGGGUCCCCCAAGAAAACUUAAGUUUCCAGAGCCAGAAAUCAUUGUGUCUGCUCUACAAAAAAUUCUUCAGCAGUGAAUACCUGUCAGUUUCUUCAGGAGUUGGCGCUAAUGAAGAGUCAUAAUGAAUGGGUGAAUAAGGCCAGUUAUGUCUCUGACACACAGCCAGCAAUGAAGUACUAAGCGGUAGCAGCUGAGGGGUUCCGAUUCACUUGCUUUUAUGUGUUUAUUCUGUAAUAAAGUUUUGUGGAUAAA